Tetrapisispora phaffii CBS 4417 is the source of this 2733-nucleotide messenger RNA. RefSeq names its product Pho91p (gene PHO91). Gene Ontology annotation, cellular component: membrane. Gene Ontology annotation, molecular function: phosphate transmembrane transporter activity. Gene Ontology annotation, biological process: phosphate ion transport; polyphosphate metabolic process; monoatomic anion transmembrane transport. The coding region runs from base 1 to 2733 and encodes 910 amino acids. The transcript has a single exon. NCBI's taxonomy places the organism in Eukaryota, Fungi, Ascomycota, Saccharomycetes, Saccharomycetales, Saccharomycetaceae. The record is from RefSeq and is a predicted model, not a curated record.
AUGAAAUUUUCCCAUUCUUUACAAUUCAAUGCUGUUCCAGAUUGGUCUUCAAAAUAUAUUGCCUAUUCGCAAUUGAAAAAAACGAUCUAUGCACUGCAAAAAGAUAAGUUAUAUAAUUCUUCCAAUAUUACUGACCUCGAAAAUGAUGGCUUGAGUCCCGACAAUGAUCACAAUACCAGUGAUGACAUUUACAUAAACAAAUUUAUUAAAGAAUUAAAUGCUCAAUUACAAAAAAUCGAUGGUUUUUAUAUAAAUCAAGAAAAAACAUUGAUCGAUAAUUUUAACGAUAUAUUGCAAGAAAUAAACGAAUUCGAUGAGUAUUACCUUUCAGAUGCAUUAGUUUGCUCCCAUUUAAAUAGCGGCGUGAUUCAGAAUGCCAAUGAAAUUGAGAAUGAACCUUCAAAUGAUGAUGAGACUUCAAGUUUAAUCAUUCAUAGAAAUUUAUCGUUACAAAACGAUAGAAAUUAUUCAAGCAUCGGUGAGAAUAAGAGAAACUUCUCCGGGGGAGGUAACCUUUUAGAUAAUAACACCAUUGACGGUGUUGAUGACACUGUUAAAAAGUUUCUUCCUUUGAAAAAUUCAAUAUCAAAUUCAGUAUUAGAUGAUAAUAAUAGAAAAAUUAGUUAUGGUAAAAUAAGAAAAACUUCCAUGACAAAUUCAAUCAAUAAUAUGGUAAUGGACAAUAAUAUUUAUAUUGAACAUAAAAUAACAAUUAAAAAAAGAUUGAUUUCAAUAUUCACUCAAUUUAAUGAAUUGUUAGAUUACAUUAAUUUGAAUUUAACUGGUUUCACUAAAAUCUGUAAAAAAUUCGAUAAGUCAUUAGAAACAAAUAUAAAAACAACUUAUUUGAGUUUAAUAACCAAGAAAUCACAUUGUUUCAAUGAUAUCACAAUUAAUAGGGUCAAAGUGAUAAUUAAUAGAAUUAUAAUAAUGUUCGCAAAGUUCUCAAAUUCAAUCCCACAAGAAUCAUCUAUUUUAUUGUUCAGUAGUGAUGACUCUUACGAUACAAGCGAUAAUAAUGCAGGCAUUCAAGAUUAUACGAAUGAAGAAGCAAAUGAAGAAGUUGAGAAAUCCGAAUUAUUUAUGAAUGCUAAAAGACAAUUGUCUUCGCAUCUGAGAGAUCAUAUAAUUUGGGAAAGAAAUACAGUAUGGAAAGACAUGAUAAACUUAGAGAGAAAAGCAAACAAUGUUAAUAACGAUACGAAUGCCUCAUACUUUAAUAACUUAUACACUUCUUUCAAUAUAAAAAAUAAUUUGAAAAAAGAUUUCGAGAAAUUGAAAGGUAAUGAUGGGUUCAAUAAUGCAACAUCAAUUACGGAUAUAAUACAAUUGAGAACUUUUGUCCACUUCAUGAUACUUACAUUGAUAUUCAUAUUUUUUCUUAUUAUAUCACCAUUUCAAGAGGACAUUUUACAAAAAAAUUGUUUUGCAAUUUUAAUAUACGCUUCAUUACUAUGGGCGACCGAAACUAUUCCGCUGUUUGUUACAUCCUUAUUAGUUCCUUUAUUAAUUGUGAUGUUCCCAGUUUUAAGUGAUCCAACUGAUCCGGGAACUAUUCUAACCCCGGUUCAAUCUUCACAAUAUAUUCUAUCAACCAUGUGGUCAAGUGUAAUUAUGUUAUUAUUAGGGGGUUUUACCCUUGCUGCUGCUUUAUCGAAAUAUAAUAUUGCCAAAGUUAUAGCUACCAAAAUUUUAUCAUCAGUAGGAACUAACCCAAAAAUUAUUUUAAUAACAAUGAUGUUUUUGGCUCUAUUUAUCUCUAUGUGGGUAUCUAACGUUGCUGCUCCUGUUAUAUGUUUUUCAAUUAUACAACCGAUCUUGAGGACAUUACCUAAACAAUCUUCAUAUGGUAAGUCUUUAAUUAUGGGAAUUGCAUUGGCAUCAAAUAUAGGUGGUAUGGCAUCACCUAUAUCAUCUCCCCAAAAUAUUUUUGCUAUUUCACUUAUGGAUCCGCAACCCACUUGGAUAGAAUGGUUUGCCAUAGCAAUCCCUAUUUGCAUUUUAUGUAUAGUUAUAAUUUGGAUUUUACUGAUUAUUACAUUCCCAUUGGACCCGAAUUUGAAAAUUUUGCAACUACAUCCUAUCAGAGAGAGCUUUUCUCACAAACAAUGGGCUGUUUGUGGCAUUUCUAUGCUCACAAUUUUAUUAUGGUGUUUUUCAAACCAAAUAUCAAGCUACUUUGGAGAGAUGGGUAUAAUCUCAAUCAUACCACUUGUACUUUUCUUCGGUACUGGUUUAUUAACUUCUGAAGAUUUUAAUAGUUUUAUGUGGACAAUAAUCAUACUGGCAAUGGGUGGUACUACGCUAGGAAAAGCCGUAUCAUUAUCUGGAUUGCUAAGUCACGUUGCGGAGAUAAUCAAAGCCCAAGUGGAACAUGACACUAUUUUCACAAUUGUGCUUAUUUUUGGUUUAUUAAUUUUAACUAUAGCUACAUUUGUGUCACAUGUAGUGGCAGCAAUGAUUGUUUUACCAUUGAUGAGCGAAAUUGGUUCAAGUCUACCAUCUGAUCAUUCAAGAUUAUUAGUGAUGAUGGCCACCAUGCUGUGUUCCUGUGCAAUGGGAUUACCAACGUCUGGUAUUCCAAAUGUGACUGCAAUUUCAUUGACAGAUGAAUUUGGUGAUAGAUAUCUGACCGUUGGCAAUUUUAUAACAAGAGGUGUACCUUCAGGAUUCUUAUGUUACUUUAUAAUCGUGACAGUAGGAUUCGGACUAAUGAAAUUGAUCGGUUUUUAA